AACCUGGUUGCAGCGGUUUGCAGCAUCCGAUCGGACCCAACAGCCUCAAUCGAAAAAUCAAUAAGCUACCUUACCUAUCCUGGGACGGGCUCGGCCAUUUGCGCCGAUUCCACGCUGCAGCCCCCGCGCGGUUCCGCGACUCAGUGCCAGCAGGCUACCCUUCCCCGCCAGAUCCUCAGCGUCCGCCCGUCGCCUCUCCCACCCACCUCACCGCGGCGUAACCACAGCGAGCCCCUCCAAGGAACUUGCAACCAGUCACCAUUGGCCGGCCGUUUGAUUGCUGUGCAGCUCGUCGUCACAGCCGCUUGGCCGCUCUUCCUUUCUCGGACGCGGCCGCCCAAUUGGACGGCGCAGGGCAUUCCGGUCGGCUGUCCCCAAAACGCGCUUGAUGCCCGCCCUCGGCUUCCUGAGAAGGAGACGGACGAGGGACGGCAACCCGGGCCCCUCGCCGCCCGCAACCCCGACCGCGAGCAGCAGCGCCGAGCAGCCCACCGUCCCGCGCAGCUCUCCCCAUUCCAGCGCCGGUUCGCAACCCGCCCACCGCGUGUCCGCAACUGCUACUCAACAGCCAGGCAAGCCGGCCGAAGCGGAACCAAUGAACACGCUACCCGUGCAGCAGCCACCUUACCCAGUGGCGCAACACACGCCCUCCCCUGGGUCCCAGCCGCAGAACGUGCCGCGCAUCUCGAACCUGAUCAAUGCCCCGCAACAGCAACAGCCGCAGGACAGUUCGGCCGGGUACCAACAGCAGCAUUCGGGCGGUCAAUAUGCUCCGUAUCCCUCUAACCACGGGGCGGCGGCGGCGACGACAUCAAAUCAGGCCCAGCCCCAGCCACAGCAGCCGCAGCCGCAGCCGCAGAGGCAGCAGGAUCAGCAACAGGCACAGCAAGUACAACAAGCGCAGCAGCACUAUCAACCAGAACAGCAACAACUAGCACAGCAGACGGUGCAGGCGGUGCAGCAGGUGCAGCAGAGCGAGGCUCGGGUGACGAGGGGAAGAUACUCGCUGGCGGACUUUGAGAUUUUGCGGACGCUCGGGACGGGCAGCUUCGGCAGGGUCCAUCUGGUGCAGUCAAGACACAACAGCCGGUUCUACGCCAUCAAGGUCCUGAAGAAGGCGCAGGUGGUCAAGAUGAAGCAGGUGGAGCACACCAAUGACGAGAGGAGGAUGCUGGGCGAGGUGAAGCACCCGUUCCUGAUCACGCUGUGGGGCACCUUCCAGGACGCGAAGAACCUCUACAUGGUGAUGGACUUUGUCGAAGGCGGCGAGCUCUUCUCGCUGCUCAGGAGAUCAGGCCGCUUCCCCAAUCCGGUGGCCAAGUUCUACGCCGCCGAGGUUACGUUGGCCCUAGAGUAUCUGCACGCGCGGAACAUCAUCUACCGAGACCUGAAGCCGGAAAACCUGCUGCUUGACCGGCACGGCCACCUCAAGAUCACGGAUUUCGGGUUCGCCAAGCGCGUGCCGGACAAGACCUGGACGCUCUGCGGCACCCCAGACUACCUGGCACCCGAAGUCGUCUCCAACAAAGGCUACAACAAAUCGGUAGACUGGUGGUCAUUAGGCAUCCUGAUCUACGAGAUGCUCUGCGGGUACACGCCGUUCUACGACAGCGGCUCGGCCAUGAAGAUCUACGAGAACAUCCUCCGCGGCAAGGUCAAGUACCCGGCCUACGUCAACCCGGACGCGCAGGACCUGCUCGAGCGGCUCAUCACGGCCGACCUCACCAAGCGGCUGGGCAACCUGUACGGCGGGUCCCAGGACGUCAAGAACCACCCCUGGUUUGCCGAGGUGACGUGGGACCGGCUGGCGCGCAAGGACAUCGACGCGCCGUACUCGCCGCCGGUCCGGGCCGGCGCCGGCGACGCCAGCCAGUUUGACCGGUACCCCGAAGAGACGGAGCAGUACGGACAAACCGGGCAUGACGAAUACGGCUACCUGUUUCCAGACUUUUGAAGCGGCUGGUUGAUAGCGCAACCCGGACAUGGGAGGAUAUGCCGACUGCCCUCUCUUUCGACUCGCGAGGGCCGUGACUAGAACACAGGGACUGGGAAAUGCAUGGGACGGACCGGGGGUGGGGGCGAACGGAUUGCUUGAAUUUACGGAGCUUGGGAAAUCGGAAAAAAACAAAGCGAAACGGCCCGGAUUGGUUCCUAACUCACUCUGAGGGUCCCGGGGGGAGGUGGUUGGGGGGAAGAGACCUAGGAUAUUCGAUUCGUGAUCCUUGAGUACCUAUCUCAACCUUGCCUCUCAACCUUGACUGCUUUACGUUACCUAUACCACGGAACAGACACCACACAUGAAGAGCAUUGUUUACAUGGCGCCUGCACAGGCUAGGAGAGCACCGUUAGAGUUAGGUUCAGGUUUGACUUGACCUCUUGGGUACCAGAGAUACACCAAUGCUAUUGGAGUUUGAAUCCGAGCUCUUCCUUCUUUCUCUCUCCCCCUCCCUCUCU
Thermothielavioides terrestris NRRL 8126 is the source of this 2454-nucleotide messenger RNA. RefSeq lists its product as uncharacterized. The coding region runs from base 389 to 1954 and encodes 521 amino acids. The record is from RefSeq and is a predicted model, not a curated record. Gene Ontology annotation, biological process: peptidyl-serine phosphorylation. Gene Ontology annotation, cellular component: cAMP-dependent protein kinase complex; nucleus. Gene Ontology annotation, molecular function: cAMP-dependent protein kinase activity; ATP binding. Lineage: Eukaryota; Fungi; Ascomycota; Sordariomycetes; Sordariales; Chaetomiaceae. The transcript has 4 exons.